Punica granatum (pomegranate) is the source of this 1187-nucleotide messenger RNA. Lineage: Eukaryota; Viridiplantae; Streptophyta; Magnoliopsida; Myrtales; Lythraceae. The record is from RefSeq and is a predicted model, not a curated record.
UCACUCUAGAAAGCCACUCAUAUUUUGCUACUCUCAUGCAUGCAGCAUGCAAUGUUGUAUCUAUAUAUAUGUGUGCACCCUCCAUUGCUCAUAUCCAAUUCUCCCACUUUCCUCUCCUCUCUCAUAUCCUAACCCAAAUUCAGAAGUGAUGCUUUUCUCUGGAUAUUCAGCAAUGAUCCUUGUUGUGCUUUGUGUGCUCACGAGUUCCCUAAUAAUGGAAGCACAUGCUGGUAACUUCUACCGAGACUGCGAUGUCACCUGGGGCGGUCAGCGCACCAGGUUCCUGCAGGGAGGCCAGAUGCUGACCCUCUCCCUCGACCAGGCUUCGGGCUCUGGCUUCCGGACUAAGAAAGAGUACCUCUUUGGCAGGAUUGACAUGCAGCUCAAGCUCGUGCCCGGCAAUUCAGCUGGCACUGUUACCACAUAUUAUUUAUCUUCUCAAGGACCGACUCAUGAUGAGAUCGACUAUGAGUUCUUGGGGAACCUUUCCGGAAACCCAUACACACUCCACACCAACGUGUUCACCCAGGGGAAAGGGAACCGGGAGCAGCAGUUCCAUCUCUGGUUCGACCCCACCAAGGCCUUCCACACCUACUCAAUCGUCUGGAACCCCCGGCGAAUCAUAUUCUUGGUGGACAACAUCCCAAUUAGGGAAUUCAAGAACGGGGAGUCAAUUGGGGUCCCCUUCCCCACCAAGCAGCCAAUGAGAGUCUACUCUAGCCUUUGGAAUGCCGAUGACUGGGCUACCAUGGGCGGGCUUGUAAAAACCGAUUGGUCGAAGGCCCCCUUCAUAGCCUCCUUCCGGAGCUUCAAUGCCAAUGCCUGCGUUUAUUCUGGCGGGAGAUCAUCCUGUCCUGGCCGGUCAUCUGCGAGAGGAGGGAACGCAUGGAAGACGCAAGCGCUCGAUGCCAAUGGGCGGGAGAAGCUCCGGUGGGUCCAGAGGAACUUCAUGAUCUACAACUACUGCACUGAUCGGAAGCGUUUUCCCAGGGGUCUUCCCACAGAAUGCACCCACUGAAAUCGGAUAGAUCUUUUCCUUCCCGAGUUGCCUAGCUAGUUUGUUGUAACCUGUAAAUAUACUCCGAAGAAUAAUCAUGUGCUUGACAAUUAUUAAUUAUGCAAUUUUUAUUUGAUUUGAGCAAUAUUAUCUAAAUAAAAAACUCUGUUCUUAUUUCACCCACAAAAAA